AUGCCAGUGCUGUCAGAAGACUCAGGACUGCAUGAAACUUUGGCCCUUUUGACAUCUCAGCUUAGACCAGAUUCAAAUCAUAAAGAAGAAAUGGGAUUCCUUAGGGAUGUCUUCAGUGAAAAGAGUCUCAACUACCUGAUGAAGAUUCAUGAAAAACUCCGUCAUUACGAAAGGCAGAGUCCAACUCCUGUUUUACAUAGUGCAGCAGGAUUAGUCGAAGAUGUAAUAGAAGAAUUGCAGACUGCACCAGUGAAUCAUGAAGAAAAAGAGCUGCUUCAGUUGUUGUCAACACCACAUCUCAGGGCAAUGCUUGUAGUACACGACACUGUAGCACAGAAGAACUUUGACCCUGUUCUUCCACCUCUACCCGAUAACUUUGAUGAUGAUUUUGAUGAGGAAUCAGUGAAAAUUGUUCGGCUAGUGAAAAAUCAAGAACCCCUGGGAGCUACCAUCAGAAGAGAUGAGCACACAGGAGCUGUGAUUGUCGCCAGGAUCAUGCGAGGUGGUGCAGCUGAUCGUAGCGGUCUUGUCCAUGUUGGAGAUGAACUAAGAGAAGUCAAUGGUAUCACUGUGCUUCACAAACGACCGGAAGAAAUAAGUCAGAUUUUGGCUCAAUCUCAGGGAUCAAUAACAUUAAAAAUAAUUCCAGCCAUCAAAGAAGAAGAUCGUCUAAAAGACAGCAAGGUGUUUAUGAGGGCGCUUUUCUGCUAUAACCCCAAUGAAGACAGAGCUAUUCCUUGCCAGGAGGCUGGGCUGCCAUUUAAGAGACGACACGUCCUGGAAGUUGUGAGCCAAGACGAUCCCACGUGGUGGCAAGCAAAGCGUGUUGGAGAUACCAAUCUCAGAGCAGGCUUGAUCCCUUCAAAACAGUUCCAAGAAAGACGGCUGAUUUACAGAAGAACAAUAGGCACCCUGCCCAAUCCCAGGACUGUGAAGAAACCAGUAUAUGACCAGUCUUCUGAUAAAGAAGACUGUGACUGUGAAGGAUAUUUCAAUGGCCAGUACAUAGCUGGCUUACGCAGGAGCUUUAGAUUAAGUCGCAAAGAGAAGGAGAACAAUCUGAACGAAGGAAAGCAAGCGGAGCAGACAGACGCAGCAGAGUUCCUGACUUAUGAAGAGGUCACAAAAUACCAGCAGCAGCCUGGUGAACAGCAGAGGCUGGUGGUUUUGAUUGGUUGCUUGGGGGCCAGAUUAAGUGAGCUCAAGCAGAAGGUUGUGUCAGAGAACCCGCAGGAGUAUGGUGUGGCAGUUCCACAUACAACCAGGUCAAAGAAAAGUCAUGAGAAAGAGGGAGUAGAAUACAAUUUUGUCUCUAAGCAAUCCUUUGAGACAGAUGUACAGCAAAACAAAUUUGUGGAACAUGGAGAAUACAAGGAAAAUCUGUAUGGUACCAGUCUUGAGGCAAUCCGGUCCGUGAUGGCCAAAAAGAAGGUUUGUUUGGUGGAUGUGGUACCUGAAGCAGUAAAGCACUUGAGGACUCCUGAGUUUAAGCCAUAUGUUAUCUUUGUGAAGCCUCUCAUUCCAGAAAAGAAGAAACAUGUCCUGAAGUCUCCCAUGUCAGAAGAAAUCUCCGUUCCCCUUGACGAAGAACAGCAGGAAAUUAUUAAUUCAGCAGCAUUCAUUGAAGAGCAGUAUGGCCAUUUAAUUGACACUAUACUGGUGAAAGAAGACCUCCAGAGUGCUUGUAAUCAGCUGAAGAGUGUGUUAGAGAAACUAAACAAGGAUUCAUUUUGGGUACCAGUCAACUGGGUUAGGUCAUAGCUUGUUACCGUCUGUUUAAGGCAAAGACACUAUAAAAAUGUGUUGUAAAUAUAUGCAUUAGAAAAGGGAACUAUGUCAAAUUCACUUCAAAACUACUGGUCUGUCUAGAAGUUCGUACAUACAGACUGUAUUGGGAAAAACUAAAAGUCAGAAGCUGA
Molecule: messenger RNA, 1919 nt
Organism: Nestor notabilis (Kea)
Lineage: Eukaryota; Metazoa; Chordata; Aves; Psittaciformes; Psittacidae
Gene: MPP3
Product: membrane protein, palmitoylated 3 (MAGUK p55 subfamily member 3)
Exons: 18
Coding region: 1-1761 (586 amino acids)
Cellular component (GO): plasma membrane; cell-cell junction
Molecular function (GO): protein binding
Source: RefSeq, a predicted model, not a curated record